AUCACAUAUCUAGUGAAAGAGGGGAGCCUACUGUUGAAAGCAUUUACGCUUCGUGUGGAGGGAAAUGCUGAGACUUGUCCACCUCGUUCUGGUAGUCUCCAUCUUUCGUUUGGAGCGAGUUGGUACGACAUCAUUAUGCGAUGAGGAGCCACAACUUUGUAUACACACGGAACUCAAAGAAGAGCUAUCCUCUAAUGGGAGCUCAGUACCGAGCAAGGCUGAAGCACUCGAGAGCCCCGGGCAUAUAGGCCAUCGGGCAAUUUACCAAGCAACUACAACCUAUGAUUCAGUACUGUAUGGAGGCAUGGCAACUUUAAGUGUUCAUGAGUUUCAGACCAUCAAGAGUGGGCAGCACAUAUUGGCUAGUAUUACGGUAGGAAAUGUCCAACAAGGCCAUAAGGAUCAUACUAAUGCUGUGCAUGCUGGUUGGGCAAUUCAGCCAUCUCUCUACGGUGACAGCAAAACUCAUUUUUCUAUAAGAUGGACGGCUGAUGGAUACAGAUCAACGGGGUGUAUUGACUUAAAUUGCAAUGGAUUUGUACCUGUUAACUAUGCUCCAAUUACCCCAGGAGAUAGUUUGGAGGGGCAAAAUAAGAUAUCAAUAAAGAUAUUGAAGAAAAAAGAUGAUGGAGAUUGGUGGUUAUACUAUGGCCAUGAUGGGCAAAACAUUGCUCCCGUGGGAUUUUGGCCAAAGAGUCUUUUCAAUAGGCUAGCGGAUCAUGCGAAUAUGAUUCAUUGGGGUGGUUACACAGGAUCUUUUCAGGGGGAUCUCAGCCCACCAAUGGGGAAUGGGCAGUGGCCAGGAGCAAGUUCUGCGACAUUUCAAGAUGUACAAUAUAUCAACGGUGAUGGCCAAGGCUAUGCUCCCUCUCCCUGGCCUCAUUCUGAUGUGAGCCACAAGAACUGCUAUCAAAUUGGCGCAUUUACUAAUGGCAUGUUUUCCUACGGGGGUCCCGGAGGUUGUACUGAUUAGAAGUGUGUUAUGCUGUGGAAAAACAUGAGUACAAUAAAUAAAACAGAGAUAACUUUUUAUAUUACAGCAA
Molecule: messenger RNA, 1043 nt
Organism: Panicum virgatum (switchgrass)
Lineage: Eukaryota; Viridiplantae; Streptophyta; Magnoliopsida; Poales; Poaceae
Exons: 5
Coding region: 65-973 (302 amino acids)
Source: RefSeq, a predicted model, not a curated record